UCAGUCUAUCAGUUAUUGUAUUGUAUUUAUAUUUAGAAAUAUUCAAAACUUUUUACACUUAUUUUCCAAUAUUUAUUUAUAUUAUUUACGGUUACGGGUACUUAUUAAUUUUCACUAGUCUUUGCGGCAAUAUUAUGGAAUGUGUUGUAGACGACCGUGAUGGUUUGAAGGAUUUUUUAGAAGAAGCAGAACUUCAACAAUAUUAUGAGUUAUUCAGGGACAUAUUGAAAGUAACAAAACUAUCACAGUUAAAGUUUGUUGUAUCAGAAGAUUUGAGCCAAAUAGGUCUGUCCAAACCUGAACAGAGACGUUAUAAAAAAAUAUACUCCAAGUAUUUUCCAAAUCCUUAUAUAUCUAAAAUAAGGAGAUUAUUAAGUACAAGGAAGAGUAAUGAUCCAUAUUUACAGGGACAAAGUUCAAUUCCAUUGGAAUUUCAACCAUUUUCUGAGAACAGUGUCAAAGUUCCUACAAAACACAUCAUAUCUAUCGAAGACAUCACUAUAAAUAAGGAGCUGGGUAUGGGCCAAUUUGGUGUGGUUCAACAAGGAACUUGGACCACGGGAAAUCAAAGACUGCAAGUAGCGAUAAAAUGUUUAGGCCACGAGCGUAUGACUUCAAACUCAACAGAGUUCCUGAAGGAAGCGGCUGUGAUGCACAGUAUAGAACACCCGAAUAUAGUGCGCCUGUAUGGUGUGGUACUACACUUGGAUUCCUUGAUGCUGGUAACAGAGUUGGCGCCGCUGCGUUCACUGCUGGAGUGCCUGCGCGAGGUGUCCCUCCGGUGUAAUUUUCCAGUACCGAAUCUGUGCGAGUUCGCCGAACAAAUCUGUGAUGGGAUGACUUAUCUAGAAAACAAAAGACUGAUUCAUAGGGACUUAGCAGCAAGAAAUAUCUUAGUAUUUAGCAAGGAUAGAGUAAAAAUCUCCGACUUUGGAUUAUCGCGUGCUUUAGGAGUUGGAAAAGAUUACUACCAAACAAAUUAUAACGUUAAUCUCAAAUUACCUGUAGCAUGGUGUGCACCAGAGUGUAUUUUGUAUUUACGGUUUACAUCGUCGAGUGACGUGUGGGCCUUCGGUGUUUGUCUAUGGGAGAUGUUUACGUACGGGUUUCAACCGUGGGCAGCUUUCUCUGGACAGCAAAUACUUGAAGCUAUUGAUGCACCUAAUUUUCAAAGACUGGAACGACCAGAAUGCUGUCCAGAAGCGUAUUAUUCCACAAUGCUCGAAUGUUGGUUGGAUGAUCCAAACAAUCGGCCUAAAUUCAAAGACUUAAGUCCCAAGCUACAGGCUAUUCGACCGGAGCAGGUGCAGACCAGUGUUAACUUUCAAAAACCCGAGGACGGUAGACGCAGUAAUUUUCUCGAAUAUAAAUCCGGUCAAAUAAUUACGGUUCUUGGAAAAGAAAGUAUGACAAAAACAUCAAUGUGGUAUGGAGUGGUACCGGGCGGGGCGUGUGGCAUAUUCGAUCCGAGCCAUACCAAACCAUACACGAGACCGGAGAAACUCUCAAUGGCGGGCUCGCUUUCACCAAACCCGACCCGCAACUCGGCGCGUUCAUCAAUUCGCUCCUCGUUGCUGAGGUCUGAUGUGAAGAGACAUACAUACACCGGCAAACGGAGCAUACAGCGGAAUAUGAUCUCCAGCCCCCAGGGGGAUGUGAAACAUACAGGACACGUGGGCUUGGACGGGGCUUAUUUUGGUGAUAUAUCAUUUUUGGAUCCGGCAGGAUGUCCGCCCCGUCAAGUGGUGACCCCGUACAAGCCAUCCGAAGAUCUGGAGCAAGUGCCCCUCAUCAACCCCAAUUCCCCAUCACACCUAUCCGGUGCAUCAUGCACCCCGCCUUACCCAUUGUUGAGCCCCAAUAGAACCGACCCGAAGAGUGAAUGCGACGAAGUUGAUUUAUCACUUGAAACAAAGACGAAAAGUCUGAAAAAAACAAGUCACAAGACAGUAUCUGAACCCACGACCAGCAAGAGUAUAUUGAAUAAGGUAAAAAGCGCGACAUUAGGUCGUGCCCAUAAGGCGGACGAUGGCGCUGCAAGGACUGAUGAAGUCCAUGAAUAUCAUGAAAUCUCCGAUACAGAUACGGAAAGUACAGCAACUGACACCGCUCGAAUGGAAAAUCUGGUGCUUCCUGAUAGCCCCGGGAUACCCAAGAGCUACGGUGACUUCAGUCAGAGUCUCCUGGAUGAAAUGGAAUCCAUGUUCCGUAGCCUUGAUGGACGACGUCGGGAUGAAACUAGUUCUAACGAAGAGUUGUGGUUACUAGGAAUAAAAUUAUCACAUACACGCCUUGCGUACAAUGUAUUCAGUGAACAUCAAAACAAGUAUUGUAUUGUUAUAGAAUAAUCUGAAAUAUGUUUAAUUUACUCAGGUGGAAAACAUUUGGAUAAUCGGGUCAUAACCAAUAAGGCCUUCGACAUCGACCUCAGUUUAAGAUCGCAUACUCUGUCCAAAGUGGAUAAGAAGAAAAGCUUCCAGACGGGGACUAUGAAACCUAUGUCUGCUCACGACCAAAAGACUUUAGACACCGCUGUAGCUAUGGCCAACGAGAUAACUACCAAGUCAAUGAAUGAUUUGGACGGCGACAACAAGGUGGCGAGCUCGCCGACCGACAAAUCCAAGUUCCACUUCAAGUUCCCGCUCGUGUCGCUGCAUCACAACGUGGUGCAUGAAGCCGACAAAGAUCCAGCUGGUAAACAAGAACGUCGUAACUUCAGCAAGGAAGCCAACAGCGUGCCUGAUAUACAGUCUACAAUAACGGAGCAGUGCAAGUUGGCGUACACGAGCCUCAUCGAGCAGCCGACUCCAUCUUCCUCUCUCAUGACGCACAUGGCCAAGGACUCCGCAGCUUACAAGCCGGCCACCACACCGAAGCCGGCGCCACGCUCCAUCGAAUCUCUGGCGCAGUUCAAAUCACUACAGAAGCAAUUGCCGAUUACUGGGCAAGCAGUGUCAGGAGACGUGGUUGAUCGUGAACCUAAUUCCAACAACCAAAACGAGCUUCCACUGCCGCCGCGGGCUAGCAAGCCAAAAUUGGUCGACAAGCCCCGCCAUAUAAGGAAGUACCCCUUGAAACUGCCCAACAAAACCCCGGACUCUACCGAAACACCCGGUCCACCUAAACCCAUCAUCUACCAGAACACAGCUUAUCCUGUAUUCAAGAAUAGUGGCCGGAAGGACAAACUGGAUGCCGUUGGGGUUGACGUGUUCGAUGGAGUUAAAGCUGUAAAGAUAGAUACCAACCCGUUCAUUAACAAGUCCGCACACAGCUCAGCGAACCCUUUCAACUGUUAUCUGGAGAAUAUAAAGUGUGAAACCGUGGUAAACGAAGUGCCCGAGGAACAGUACUUCGAGGAGGGAUCUUUGGUCAAAGAUUGUACUGACCACGUGUCGGUGGAGGAUCUGCUGGAGUUUGCGGAUCAGAAACCGUGCGGCAGGCAGCGCGGUGUGGAAUCAGACGAAGUCAGGAUCAUGUGUAAAGUGCUCAAACAAGAGGUGACCCCGGAGGAGUGUCUUGAAGCCCUGGAGCUGAGUGACUGGAAUGUGCACCUGGCCAUCAAGCUGAUAAAGGUGAAGAUAGCCGUCGGCGUCGCUGUUCCUCUCGAGGAGUGUUCUGCAGAACUUGCCAAGGCCAACGGGGACAUCCUGAAGGCUUCAGCUGUACUUGUUAUGUGUAGAAAGAACAUGUAAUAAAUGAUAUCAGCUUCUA
Messenger RNA from Achroia grisella, 3711 nucleotides. It is a transcript of the gene Ack-like, whose product is annotated as activated Cdc42 kinase-like. Lineage: Eukaryota; Metazoa; Arthropoda; Insecta; Lepidoptera; Pyralidae. Gene Ontology annotation, molecular function: protein tyrosine kinase activity; ATP binding. Gene Ontology annotation, biological process: protein phosphorylation. The record is from RefSeq and is a predicted model, not a curated record.